UGUAAAAGUGAGAAAUUUCAAAUAAAUGGGCCCUAGGACUACUGAUAGUACUGUGGGGAAAGGCGAGCGUGGGACAUCCGGCGACAGCUACCCUGAAGUAGCUCUCUAGCUGCUAGCACAUGUAUCGAGGUCCGAAAGUGUGGACACGCGAGAAACAUGGUCCCUUGACCGUAGUGAUGCCGACUUGUCCAAUUGCCAUUGUGUUCAAAUUCACUUACUUCGAAGUGGAAUGAAUAUCGAUGUUCGAGACUGUGACAGGCUACAUGGCAGUAUUACAUUAGUAAUGGGUCAAGCAAUUCCAGGGUGAAGCAAGUGCUGAUCUGUCAUGGCCCUGCCCGAGCAAUCGAACGCAUUUGAAGAUUUUGAGCACGUGACUGCACCUAGUUGUAAGAGUGAAGAGCGAGUCAAGCUCGUAGUCUUGGGUGCUCCAGGCUCUGGGAAGAGCUCUUUCUGCCAGCGCUUUGCCAAUGACAACUUCCACGUGCCCAAAGCAGCUCAGCUUGGACUGGGCAUGGUCAAGAAGGACAUCGUGAAAGAUGGCAGUCUCUUGUCCGUCGAGCUAUGGGACUGCACUACCGGUCGCAAUGGCAUGCCGGCAUCACUGUGGGCAACAUUACUGCAUGAGUGCCAG
Molecule: messenger RNA, 631 nt
Organism: Sycon ciliatum
Lineage: Eukaryota; Metazoa; Porifera; Calcarea; Leucosolenida; Sycettidae
Molecular function (GO): GTPase activity; GTP binding
Source: RefSeq, a predicted model, not a curated record